AUGGAAAUAAACGACAUAUCAGAGGACCUGUCCGAAUGGGAGCACAUUCAGUCGAACGAUAACAACUCAAUACACAAUAAAGACUCAAGUUUCCCUCCAAAUGAUCAUGAAGGCCUGCCUGUCUCGACUCGACACAACAACGAACAAAUUCACGAGCAAAAGCCAUUGUUGUCAUCUCGUGGUGAUGAUGAUAGAGAAGAUGGAGUCGAGAGGGCGGGAAGUGGUGUAAAGAAGUCAAAAAAAUUGAAUUUGGGAGUCUUUAAUUCGGGUUUUUUUGGGAUUUUUCUUGGGAUAAGAAAAUUUGAUUGCUUUAAGGUUGGAUUGUGGUCAGUUUCUGGAGUUGCAGCAGUUGUUUUAGCGUCCCUGUUGCAUAGGAGAGUGCUGAAGUGGUGGAAAUCAAUGCAGAUGGAGCAUAAGGAGUACCUAUUACUUCUCAUCAAAGAAAAAGACCAGAAAAUAAACCAGCUUUUGCUCCGAAUUGCUCAGAUGAAUGAAAUUUUACUUGCACGCCGGAAAGUACCAGUUCUUCGAGUAAACUGA
Fraxinus pennsylvanica is the source of this 540-nucleotide messenger RNA. NCBI's taxonomy places the organism in Eukaryota, Viridiplantae, Streptophyta, Magnoliopsida, Lamiales, Oleaceae. The record is from the annotation of a GenBank genome assembly.